UGUUCCAUAAAACGGCGCCGUAUUCUUUCUUCCGUGUACAACUCACCACUCACCUCACCCAAUAAUCUCCUUAGCCUCUUCACAUCAACUGUUCUUCUUCUUUCUUCAUCUUCCCGAAUGUUGGGUUCGCUUCAAAACCCUUCUCAGCUCUCAAAGAAGCAGCAGAAACAGGAAAGAGAAUAGUUUGCAGUGAGUUUCAAGCCAGAGAAUUUCAUUCCAGGUCUAGUCAUUGGUUUCAUUUUUGGGCUGUUCUUGGACUUAUCAAAACCCAUCAAAAACAAUAAUAAUACUACUCCUAAGAAGGCCAACCUCUUACUGGGAAAUCAGCAAAGACUGGUCUCAACUAACACUGAUGAAGAGCUUAAAAUGGUUUUGGUGGUUAGACAAGACCUGAAGAUGGGAGCAGGAAAGAUUGCGUCCCAGUGUGCUCAUGCUGCUACUGGGAUGUAUUCAGAACUGAUGCAAAGUCAGCGGUCCCUUUUGAGGCAAUGGGAGCUAUGUGGACAACCCAAAAUAGUUGUCACAUGCAAGAAUCAACAAGAAAUGAAUAAGCUGAAGGAAGCAGCUGAGAACAUUGGACUUCCAACUUUUGUUGUUGCUGAUGCAGGACGGACACAGGUUUCGGCUGGGUCGAAAACAGUUCUUGCUAUUGGACCUGGAAGCAAGGCAUCUGUGGAUUCAAUAACACGGAAACUGCGCCUGCUCUGAUGGCAUUUGGCACAUUUUAACUACUAUGCUUGCUGCCAUAGAACUUCAUCGGUUAAACCUUGCCUCAUGAUUACCUUGUAAAUGUGAUUCCAUUACUUUUUUGUGCACAGAAUCCAUCCCAUGUAAGAGAGUUGCGACCAAUUUGCGAUUGGAUUACGUGCCCUUCAAAUUUUUCAUGUGAUUCAGGUCAGUUUUGCAGGGAGAAGUGAAAUAGAGGUGCUUUGGUUGGAUAAUUUUGUGAUUGAAUCAGAUGUACAACUUACUGCUCUUCAUGGAGGGGAAAUUGCUGCUUUCUUUUA
Messenger RNA from Camellia sinensis, 1007 nucleotides. Its product is annotated as Peptidyl-tRNA hydrolase II (PTH2) family protein. Lineage: Eukaryota; Viridiplantae; Streptophyta; Magnoliopsida; Ericales; Theaceae. Gene Ontology annotation, cellular component: mitochondrion; cytosol. The record is from RefSeq and is a predicted model, not a curated record. Gene Ontology annotation, molecular function: peptidyl-tRNA hydrolase activity.